CCGGUUUUUCUCUCCAGUUCAAAUUUUGUUGUUGUCAAAAAUCGUUUCACCGACCGUGCGUGCUGCGUGCAGUUUUUAUUUUUUUACUGUUUGGUUGCGAAGCCAACAAUUGAGAAAACAUGGACGUUGAUUCUUGGAAUCGAAUGCGUAAUAAUUUAGCUCACCUGUUUAUUCGUGAUGGUGAUUCAAACGCCAAUCAUGAAACGAAUGGAUCAGACAUGGAGGAUUCAGAGGACUCAGUUCCCUCCUCAUUAUUGAGUCUUCCAACGUUCCGUGCACUGAAGGAAAUCAGUGAUAGAAAGCAGGAAAUUGUAACUCUUGAGAAUGAGCUGCAUCUUAAACGUUUUAUCAAAGGAUUUGAUAAAGUUCAGACUGUUGUGUAUGAUGGAUUGGAGCUAUGGAAUCAGGUUGCGACAUGUUUAGAGUUCUUGCACUCUUCUAGUCUUACUAUACAGCAAGCGUUGAAGGACCCCAUGGCUGAAGAUGCUCUGCCUCUGCCUCACCACUUGCACAGUAAAGCAAUUCAAACUGUAGAAGACUGUCUUUGGAUAAUCCAGCAACGAGGAUGGCAACCUAUGGCUUUCGAAGUUGAUUGGGACAAUCUAGUCAUGAAAUUGCAACAAGAAGUGAGCAACAUAACAAUAUCAUCUAAAAUGUCAGAAAAGCAUCUGAAUGAAGUCAUAUCUUUAAAAAGUAAACUGGAUACAUUCCUGAGAAAUCUUCCUUCUUUUAAAAGGAUUUAAGGUACUUUGCUAUUAACAUUAUUUUGUAAGAUGUUUAUUAAAUUUUAUAUGGUGUAUAAGCUUA
Messenger RNA from Thrips palmi, 807 nucleotides. RefSeq lists its product as uncharacterized. Bases 120 to 743 code for a protein of 207 amino acids. Lineage: Eukaryota; Metazoa; Arthropoda; Insecta; Thysanoptera; Thripidae. The record is from RefSeq and is a predicted model, not a curated record. The transcript is spliced from 5 exons.